Protopterus annectens (West African lungfish) is the source of this 14761-nucleotide messenger RNA. RefSeq names its product pecanex 3 (gene PCNX3). Gene Ontology annotation, cellular component: membrane. The coding region runs from base 216 to 7142 and encodes 2308 amino acids. The transcript is spliced from 35 exons. Lineage: Eukaryota; Metazoa; Chordata; Ceratodontiformes; Protopteridae. The record is from RefSeq and is a predicted model, not a curated record.
UACUAACAGUACGUUACGCCGUUUUUCCUGGAUUCCGGACUUCACUUUUGCAUUCACUGGUGGAUUAUUUAUUAUUAAUAUACAUGUUUUCGCGUCAGCCUGGUUUUAAUGUCAGGAUGUCGUGGUAUCUAUGGAUAGAAACAGGAUGAGCUGCAUCAGCGCUCCUUGACGUAAAGGUUAAUCAUCCGGCGAUCACCUUUUCUUGGAUUUAAGACAUGGGAUCCCAGGUGUUGCAAAUUCUCCGGCAGGGGGUUUGGGCCUCCCUCACUGGAGGGUGGUUUUUUGAUCCCCAUCAGAGCACCUUCUCCAACUGCUUCCACCUUUACGUUUGGCUGUUUCUUCUUAUCCUACCCUUUCUUCUGUACAUGGCUCUGCAACCCACAAUUCUGAUAGCUGGAAUCUACUGUGCAGUGGUAGCAGUUUUCUUUGCGGUGAUAAAAACUGUGAAUUACCGACUCCAUGCUAUGUUUGAUCAAGGGGAGAUUGUAGAGAAGAAGAAUUCCUCUUUGACAACAGAUGGUACGAAGACCGAGGAGGGUGAGGGGGCUGCAGCUGAUGACACAACUCUCCAAAGGGAUCCUGGGGGAGGAGUGGAAAUGACAGUAUUUCGGAAAGUGAAUUCAACUCCUCCUGUACGUUGCAGCUCACAACAUUCUGUAUUUGGGUUUAACCAGGUUUCGGAGUUACUGCCACAGCUAGAAGAUCCAGGAGGGUUGAAAGACAUAAAGGAUCUGGUACGAGAGCAAGGUAGUAAUAAUGUAAUUGUGACUUCAGCUGACAGGGAAAUGCUGAAACAGAUUUCUCAGGACAAUAUCGGUGAACAGGCAUCACAGAAAGGCCAUGACCCAGCAGCAGUCACUGAUGUAUCUUUUCAUUCAGAAGUGGAAGGUCAUCACAUGUCAGCAGGCUGUUCAAGAAAACCACCAACUGCUCUUCCUCUCCUCACACCUCCAGGCAAUCAAAACAUGGACCCCCAAUCUGAGCCCUCUGAGACAGCAGGAGUAGGGUCGCUCAAGAUCUUUUCACCUGUGGGAGUAUCUGAGCACAGCAGCAGCUGGAACCCUGUUGAGUCAGAUAGCUUGGCUGAUACUCCUUUGAGUCCCUUAAUCAAAAGUAGCCUUAGUGAAGAGCUGAAUCUUCCACUGUCUGAUGGGAAGAUACUAAGGACUAGUAGUACAAAAGAAAAGAGGAAACUGAGUGAUUUUAGGACACUGGAGUCUGACAGAUCAGAAGACAGUCUGAAAAAUCUGGCAGCAGUAAAAGCUGGGUCCACAGACAGUUGUUUUAGUGGAACAGAUAAGGAAACUUUGAGUACACUUAGCAGUUACAAAAGUGAGAAAACCAACUCUACCCAGUUAGAAAGUCCUUCCCUUGGCCACUCCUCAGGCCCAGGUGGUACAUCUGCUGAAGAGGACUUGCAAGGACAUUAUGCAAAAGAUUGCACAGGAGCGAAAGAGGGGAGUGACACAGAUGCACUUUCAGACAGUGAGCUUUUAAAAUCACCAGAUCAUGGUGAUUUAUUUAGUGAUUUAGCCGAGCUGAGUUUUGUCAGCCAGAACAGUGAUACCCAGAAUACACUAAUAUCCUCUGAUACUGUAGUUCAAAUUGACCCUUUGGACCAGGGGUCAUUGGAUGUACCUUCUAGUACAGUUCAACCUGAUAUAACCACCACAAGUGCUUUAGCUGACACGGCAAUGGUAGCAGACACUAAAUUCAGGACUAAGGACCUACAGAAUGGCUUAAACUUGAUUGCUUGUGUGAUAAAUAGUGGAAUAGGGGCUUCAGAACCUAUUCUUCCAGACCUGGAAAUUAGUUCAGGGUUUUCUGCUGACAUGGAACAGGUGGUAAGACCAAAGGAUCUGAACUCAUUAAAACGGGGCUCUGGGCACAAGUCAAGCAGGAAAAAGCCAUCAAGAAAACGGGGAAGUAGUAGUUUUGACUGCGGCUACCACAGGGAAUAUGUGCCUAUUAGGACCAUAUUGGGCAGUAAAGCAUACAGUGAAUGCUUUUUUGAGGAUGAGGACUCUAGUGAUGCUAGUGACAUUAGUAGAACAUCUAGUUUGCAUUCCCAGCACAACUAUAGCAGUGACAGCUCUUCUAGUACAUCUUGUUGUUCUCCAGAGGUUGAAAGAGUGAAUGUACAGCACAAAAGAGCAGCACCCAAGGCAGAGUCUGAGUCUGCCCUUCCUGAUGGAAAUGGAAGCAAAAGGACGUUCCCUCAUAGAAGUUCAAGCACUGCCAGUGCUAAAACGCAUGCCCGUGUUCUCAGUAUGGAUGGUGCCACAACAGCCAAUGUUAAUGAGCAAAUAAAACCUACAGGUGCUGAAGCUGUAAGAGGCUUAGUAAUGUCAAAGUCUGACUUGGAAGCAAGGGGUGGAGAUUUGAUGACUCAGAAUGGGUUUGGACACAGACUUGAAUCGAUUGGCAGUGCUUGGAAUCAGUCUGCUAACCAAGCAGGGUGGAGAGCAGGAUUAGUGGAGGAGGGAGCAAUUGGUGGUGCUGCUGUGGUUGAAGAACAAGUAAAAAGAGAUCAUCCCAGCAGUGUGAAGAGGACACAGGCAAUGAGAAGAAGACACAAUGCUGGAAGCAACCCAACGCCACCAUCUUCCAUAAUGGGCUCCCCUCCAAGUUUACAGGAUGUUCAGAGGAGUCGUGCCUCCUCACAUUCACGUGCACUGACUCUUCCAUCUGCACUACAGUUUGCCAGCUCAUUUCUUCUGCCAAGAGGUGCCAUUCACGAAGCCUCCCACUUUGAUGAUACAUCAGAGGGUGCUGUGCACUACUUCUUUGAUGAGAGUGGGGUGAGGAGGUCAUACACGUUUGGACCUGCUGGUGGUGGUUUUGAAAAUCCUGUGGCACAGCAAGUUAGCCUGGAGCACAUUCCAAGCAAUGCCUGGGAGCAUCAUUCACACUCGUCUAGCUUUACCUCUGCAGAUGUUCCAGAAGGAACACCAGGACUUUCUUUGCUGCAGCCACAGGCAGUAGGCUUACAGGGUAUGCAGGUUCGCAGGGUACCAUUAGAAAUACCAGAGUUUGAUCUUCUAGAUCAGGAAUCUCUUCAUGAAUCGCAGGAGAACACUCUGAUGAUUGAAGACAAAUCCAAGCCCAAGCAAUAUUAUAAGUAUUGGUUGUUUCCUGGAAAGUGGGUCAGAGUACACUAUGACAGGCUUGCACUGUUUGCUCUCCUCGAUCGAAAUCGACGGCCAUUCGAAAACAUCUUUGUUGUCUGCCUUGCAAGUUUGGUGGCAUUCCUAGGCUUCAUGUUACUUAUUGAAGGCUUUUUCAGGGAUAUCUGGGUGUUUUUAUUUUGCUUGGUCAUUGCCAGCUGCCAGUAUUCAUUACUGAAGAGUGUUCAGCCUGAUGCUGCUUCUCCUAUGCAUGGUCACAACUGGAUCAUUGCGUACAGUCGACCUAUCUAUUUCUGUGUCUGCUGCACUUUGAUUUGGGUAUUUGAUUUUGGCAGUAGAAGUAACUUCGUUGGUCCAGUCACUUUGUAUGGAGUUACCUUCUUUUCUCCCAAUUUCUUCCUUUCUGCCAGGGAUGUUGUUACAGUGUUCACACUGUGUUUUCCUUUCAUCUUUCUGUUUGGACUUUUACCGCAAGUGAAUACAUUUCUCAUGUACCUCUUGGAACAGGUGGACAUGCAUGCUUUUGGGGGUACUGCUACGACCAGCCCUCUCUCUGCAUUGUACAGCAUUGUCCGGAGUCUUCUUGUUGUAGCCCUUCUUUAUGGUUUCUGCUGUGGCGCAAUUGAGCACACUUGGGCUGCCCAGCAGACACCAAUCCUAUUUUCUGUGUUUUGUGGACUUCUGGUUGCCUUAUCCUAUCACCUUAGUCGUCAGAGUAGUGACCCCACAGUGCUCUGGUCCCUGAUUAGAUCCAAGUUUUUCCCAGAUUUGGAUAGUAAACAUGUGGAUGAUCCACUGUUGGAAAUAAAAGAUCCUCUUCCAGAUAAACUCCGCAGCUCAUUAACUGAAAUCUUACAUUCUGAUGUGGUGAUGUGUUUCGUGAUCGCAGUUAUAACAUUUGCUAUAAGUGCUAGCACUGUCUUCACUGCACUUGAGCCCAUCUUACGCAUUGUUCUUUGCAUCCUUGCUGGAAUGGUUGGAUUUGUAGCACACUACCUCUUUCCUCAGUUGCGGAAACAACUACCAUGGUUUUGGUUUUCUCACCCCAUGCUGAAAUCUCAUGAAUACAGUCAUUUUGAAGUCCGUGAUGCAGCCCAGUUGAUGAUGUUUGAGAAGAUAUAUGCCUGGCUUCAGUGUGCAGAGAAGUAUUUCAUCUAUCCAGCUGUGAUUCUGAGUGCUCUUACAACUGAUGCAGCAGAGUUCCAGCCUUCCAAGCCGAAAGUUUACUGGCAUGCACUGUUGAUCACUGUGGCGGGAAUGAAACUUCUGCGGUCUGCCUUCUGUUGUCCGGCACAGCAGUAUGUGACACUCAGCUUUACCAUUCUUUUCUUUAAUGUGGAUUACAACAGGUUCUCUGAAGGCUUCUUGGUUGACUACUACUUCAUGUCUGUUCUCUUCAGCAAGCUGUGGGAUUUACUGUACAAACUUCGUUUUGUGAUGACCUACAUUGCUCCCUGGCAGAUUACGUGGGGUUCUGCCUUUCAUGCCUUUGCUCAGCCAUUUGCAGUACCACAUUCUGCUAUGCUUUUCAUCCAGGCAGUUUUGUCAGCUGUGUUCUCUACUCCACUGAAUCCUGUUCUUGGUAGUGCUGUUUUUAUUACAUCAUAUGCCAGGCCUGUGAAAUUUUGGGAGAGGGAUUAUAACACCAAAAGAGUGGAUCAUUCAAACACAAGACUGGCUACGCAACUGGACAGGAAUCCAGGGGCAGAUGAUAACAAUCUAAACUCAAUAUUUUAUGAACAUCUUACUCGUUCACUUCAGCAUAGCCUGUGCGGUGACCUCCUCCUUGGACGAUGGGGGAAUUAUAGCACAGGAGAUUGCUUCAUCUUGGCCUCAGAUUACUUGAAUGCUCUGGUACAUCUCAUUGAGAUUGGCAAUGGCCUGGUUACCUUUCAGCUUCGUGGACUUGAGUUUAGAGGUACUUACUGUCAGCAGAGGGAGGUGGAAGCAAUCACUGAGGGAGUGGAAGAAGAUGAAGGGUGUUGUUGCUGUGAGCCAGGACACCUCCCUGGGAUGCUUUCUUUCAAUGCUGCCUUUGGUCAGAGAUGGCUGGCCUGGGAAGUAGCUGCAACAAAGUAUGUUCUGGAAGGUUACAGCAUCAGUGACAACAAUGCAGCAUCCAUGUUACAAGUGUUUGACUUGAGAAAGAUACUCAUCACUUACUAUGUAAAGAGCAUAAUAUACUACGUGAUUCAUUCUGUGAAACUAGAAGACUGGCUGAGUAAUGAAACCAUACAGGAAUCUCUGAGACCCUGUGUUGCACCAAACUAUGUUGAUAGUGAUCCGACUUUUAACCACAACAUUGAUGAAGAUUAUGACCAUGUGAUGGGAGGAAUCACACUGUCUUCAUUCUGCAAUGUAUACCUUAACUGGAUCCAGUAUUGUGGAACCCGUAGAGACAAGACUUUGGACAGUGAAUUGAAUUCUUUACUUGUUACCCUGUGCUUUGGACUCUGUAUUCUGGGACGUAGAGCAUUAGGAACAGCCUCGCACAGUAUGUCUGCCAGCAGUUUGGAACCCUUCCUUUAUGGACUGCACGCAUUGUUUAAAGGGGACUUCAGAAUCACCUCCCCAAGAGAUGAGUGGGUGUUUGCAGAUAUGGACCUCCUGCACAGAGUAGUAGCCCCUGGAGUGAGAAUGUCAUUAAAACUACAUCAGGAUCACUUUACAUCUCCUGAUGAAUAUGAUGACCCAGCUGUAUUGUAUGAUGCCAUUACAUCCAAUGAAGAGAAGAUGGUCAUUUCUCAUGAGGGUGAUCCUGUUUGGCGUAAUGCCAUCCUUACAAAUACCCCAUCCCUUCUUGCUUUGCGACAUGUUAUGGAUGAUGGAAGUGAUGAAUACAAGAUAAUUAUGUUAAACAAGCGCUACCUCAGCUUUAGGGUGAUCAAGGUAAACAGAGAAUGUGUACGAGGUCUUUGGGCAGGGCAACAGCAAGAACUGGUGUUCCUACGUAAUCGCAAUCCAGAACGUGGGAGUAUUCAGAAUGCCAAGCAAGCACUACGAAACAUGAUCAACUCUUCCUGUGAUCAGCCUAUCGGUUAUCCUAUCUACGUAUCACCCCUUACCACGUCAUAUGCUGGGUCACACACACAGCUGCGAAGCAUCUGGGGAGGUCCAGUUAGUCUAAGAAACAUCUCCACGUGGUUCAUCAGUAGCUGGGAAAGGUUGCAGAAAGGUUGUGGAGCUGGCUGUAACAGUGGGGGAAACAUCGAAGAUUCGGAUUGUGGAGGCGGGUCUUCAUCAGUCAGCAACAACCCAACUGUCCAUGGCACACAAAAUAGCACCUCACAGACAGCAGCAGCAACAGCUGGAGUAGGGCCUUCAAACACUCAGCAGCCUCCAGUCACUACCUCUCAACCUCAGUCAGCUGGAAGUGACCAAAGCCUCCCAUUAGGACAUAAUUGGGCAGUUCGUCCCCAGCCACUUCAGUUACCACUCAUCCCUCAGUCAGAAGGUAGACGUGAAGGUGCUUAUCCUUUGCAGCGGACUUCCUCUAUUCAGGGGCUGUUGGGUCAAAGGUUAUCCAGCAGCCAAUUGUCAUUCAACAGUUCUGUGGUUUCCAUGGCAUCACAGGUGGACCGUUUUUCUACAGGUAGCCAACUAGAGAGCUCAGGGCAAGUUCGGGGACUUCAUCGAUCUGGUUUGGUUUCCUGUGGUAAUUUUACAUAUGAAGGACUGUAUGGAAAGUGGAGCCUUACAGGGAGAAAGGGAUUAAAUGGACUAACAUCAGUGGAUGCAGAUAACAGUUCAGUGACUCAGUCCAGCAGCAGUGUCAGCACAACAUUGGGCACCCCAGCCAAAGUAGCUAGCCCCAAGAGCCAGGCUGCUUCUCAACCUGUUGUUGAUAUGAGCCAAGCUUCAUCUGAUAACAGUCCUUCGUCACAAGGUGAGGCAGCAGCAUCUGUGGACAGUAACCAGAGUCCCAAAGAAGGUGUUUAUACCCAAGGUGACUGGGAACAAAAAGGAGAGAAACAAAGCCCAGCAGCACAGCCACUACUGGAACACCAAUACUGAUAAAUAUGUCACAGGAACCAUCAGUUAAACAGUAAAAAGCCAAAAACGUGACCUAAGUGGUUAAAUGAUACAUCUCAGUAAAUGGUUGCAAACGGAACUUUUUUAUUUUUAUUUUUUGCACAUAGUAUUAUGAAACCAAACUGAAAGAUUGACAGUUGUCCUCUACAACAUUGUGUAGAGUCAGCUUUGGGCACCAGCAAUCCCAAUGAACUGAGAAGUCCCCUGAAUUUAGGGGUUGAAGUUAGUGCACAUGUUCUGUUUUAUUUUUUAAAGUUUACAUAUUUUUGUAAUGUAUUAGUUUCAGUAAAUGACUUAGAAGUCAUCAUCAUUUUGAGCAUCGUGGCAUCAGGAUGUCAUGUACUCACUACAAUACUGCCCAGCCUGUGUGUGUCACAGCAGGGUAGAUGAGGGGGCACACAAUGGUCUGGUCCAUUGUCCUCUCUGUUACUAGACUGUCACUACGAAUAAACAGUGCUUUUGUACUUAUGAUUCUUAAGGCCAGUGACAGCAUAGCAGUUUGCAGUCCUAUCAAGCAGCCGCAAUAACAAGGCAUUGCUUUAAAAUGCCUCAUUCUAAUCUUUAGGUAUGCCUGAGUAUCUCUGCCUAACUUAAAUUAGAAACUUUUGGGGGUUUGGCAGAGGUUUGCAGUGAAGCACAGCUGUAGCAAAUGGAAGAGGCUGUUAAUUAUUUAAUUUGCAAAAAGGUGCAUUCCAGUUUUAUUUUGGAAUAUGAGAAGUAUCCCUUAGGCUGCUAACAUUCUUAAUCAGAUAUGCAUCCUGUAAAUUGAUUUUAUCUGUGUACACAAAGAUUAAACUUCAGCCUAUUUUGUAAGAGUAAAAAUUAAAUAUAGUCAUACAGUAAAAAUAGUUGCAAUAUCACAUGCAGGCAGCAUGGUAGUGUAUUGUACACACUGUGAUACAUCAAUGUUUCCUCCAUCAUCCAAUAUCCUUUCAUGUUCAUUAUUUUGUAAUCCUAUACUAUGCAGUUUCCUAUAAAGUGGUGCAUUUGUCUGUCAAAUAUAAUCAUAAAGGUGAAGUAGUGGCUUACUGCUGAGGAGUGAACUGUAAAAAUCCUACCAAAUGAAAUGCUGAUUAGCAGAUUUCUAUCAGUAUUGCUGCACUCAAGUUAACAGAAAAACAGCAGUUUGUUUUUCCUCUGAUCUCCUGCUGACCAAGGAAGCCUCUUGUUCAUUUAUCCCUGGAGUGAGAUCACUGUGGCCCAUUUAGUCAUCUACGUACAAGGCAUUUAAUCUGACAUACAAACCAGGAGCAGUGCUGUCAGUUGCUUGGGGACCAUGGUUUUCUUAUUGUCCUAACACCCGCAUACAAGUCUAGUAUUCAUUCUUUCCAGAGGAUGUGAGCAUAGCACAGGAUUGUCACUCAGUUCUGUGGUUGAUGUAAGCCUGCAGAUGACCUCAUUUCUUGUACUGUUUGUGUCUGGACUUGCACCCCACCACCUUUACUCUUGAAAGAGGCGAGUGGGCUUUGCCCGUUCAUUCCUCUCUCUCGCUCUCUUUUUUUCUCUCUCUUUCUGUCUCCUUAGGCAGCUCUAGCAGUUGACCUACCUGCUGAUCAGGUUUUGGUUGCCUGGGGAGUACUCAGGUCUUUAUCACUCUGUGUCAGUGGAGGUGGAAAAUUAACAGCAGUUUAAAUGUAGCUGAUUUGAUUAAAUAUGAUUUUCUGUCUCCCCAUUUAUAUUGCUGUUCAGCAUCUGAAAAACAGGACAUAGUUUUAAGGUUUUUUUUCUGGUGAGAGUGGUGAAUGUUAAUUGCUUUUUUAGAUGUAAAAGAGUGCAUUUAGAAUAGAGAUGAACUUUAGUUCUGGUCAUUGCAUUGCUUGGAGUCAAAUCAGUGCUGUCCUCUCUUCUCUGUGUAGAAGAUGUUUCAUUCUUGUCCGUCCUAGUUGGAAUGGCUUUUGAUUAGCUUUUCCCUAGUUCUUAACUUGAAUUUUGAAAUGCUGGUGUUGAACAGAAUAUAUAAAGCAUUUAUUUUUAUAGCAUCUGAGCAGAAAAUCUCAAAUCCCAUGCCUUUGCUUCUGGAACUUGACUAUUUGAUAACUUUUAAUAGGGACAUGGGUGCUUUCAAAACUCUGUUCUGCUAUCUUUUUUCCUUGAUUUACUUUGUUCUCUGAGCACUGCCGCCUUUUUCUAUUAGAAUCUCAUCUUACCCCCAGAACCAUAGCAAACAGUGUGCUAGAGGGGAAGGGGAUAGAACUGGGACAUCAUCCCUAUAUUGUUAAUGAAGAGCAAAGGGAUGAAAAAUCUGCAUCAUCACAGCACUAAUUCACCUGUGUCUUUAGUUUACUGUCCGUUGCUCUGAGGUGUUGUAUUCAGGUAUAGUAUGUCAGCAGUGAGGAUCACACAUUCUUAUCCAGUGUGUGUAUGUGUCCAUGCAAGUCUAAUAGUCUUUGCUAAGAAAUUCAUGUUUGCAUGAUCUCUUUUAGUUUUGUUUUCAUUUGAAAUAGUCUAUAUUGUUAAAUAUAGCAAGUUCAUGGGCAAGUAGCUUAAUUUUUACACAGUAUGUUUUAUGCCUUGAUUUUUGCACAAUCCUCCUCACCCUUUUGCCUUUUGCAGUUGAUUCUGUGUUGCUUUGAUGAACUUGUUUCCCCAGCUGUUUUCUUGUUUCUUCAGAUUUGUAGUUCCUUUAGAAAGACUUUGGAGUUGUUGCUUAGGAUAUUUAAAUUUUGCCAUUUUUCUUUUUCUUCUCAGAAAUCAUUCUGGAAAGCCAUUAUUUGAAUCUUCCAGCGUUUUAGUUGGAAACUAGGACCUUAAUUUAAUGUAGUUCAGCUGCUUUAUGUAGCAGUAAUGAAAAGUACCUCUUGCUGGGGAGACUUUGAUUUUGAAUGAUUAUGUGUGAAAUGUGUGAUUUUCUUUUGUUUUCGAAGAAGAAAAUUAGAAAUGCCAUUGCGUAGAGGAAUAUGCAUAAAUGCCUUUUACAGCCGACGGUCUUGUUUAUGUUUGUGUUGUGUAGCCAUUGUACUCCAUCUGCCAGUACUUUUUUGCUUUCUGGGUCCAUUUCCUUCUCCAAGAUGGAGGAAAAGAGCAAUACUUUAGGCUACUAUGUCAGCUGCCAUCUAAAAUAACGUUUAGCUACCUGAUUUUUCAGCACUUGGAGGUGUUGAUUUAGCCUUUCGUCAUUUUCAUUGUAGAGAUAUUUGCAAUUUCAGAAAAUUGGUUCCCUUUUUCACAUAACUUUAAGGCUACAGCUUUACAACAGAAAAAAUGUUAUACAGGUAAGCUCUUAGAUCUAACAGGAUUUAACCACUUUCUGACAUUUUAGGAUUUCUUGCUCACCUGUUCAUAGCCAUGCAGCUAGUUUUUAUUUCAUUUGUCUUCCAUGUGUGAGUAGCACUUCUUGCCAGCAUACACCAUGCAGCUUACAUUACUUUAUAACUCACUCAUUCUAACCUGUGCUCAGUUUUUUCUUCCAUUCAGAGCUGGUUGCAUUUUUCAACUGCAGUCACUGCAAAAGAUGUGGAUCACUUAUGAACAUUUGUCAUUUGUUUUUGUUACCUGACAGUAACAUCCUUUUUAGCUUAAAUGUUGUUUUAAACAGUGUAACUGUUCCUGUUAUCUUAGGACUAUGUCACACUAAGGUCUUUUUAAUGAAUGCAUUUACGGCUGUCAGAAAAGAUUAGCAUUUUAGGUACUGUUAGGGUAAUAGUGACUUUGUUUCAGAUUGAGUUAUGGCAAACUUUAAUUAAAAGUACCAGCAUAAAGUGAUGAAAGGUCCAUGGUAAUUGAGUUGAACAAAAUGAAACACAAAUAAUAAAGAAAGCCUUCUUUGUGCUUGCACAGAAUGAUGAAAAUGGUAAGCUAGAGAGAAGGUUAACAGAAAAAAAUAUAUCUUGUCUUUCAUCUAACUAUAUUGUUUGGAAAGCAAACAUUCAAUCAUUAUCCCUAAAAAUUCUACUUUUGACAGUGCUGUGUCUUUAGGGUUUAAAUGGGUAAAACAUUUGUCUUCAGUUCCCAUGAAAUAUUAAAUCUCUCUUUUAUGGAAAAAAUAGGUUUAUUUUGUUUUACACCAUGUCCAUUCAGUCAACACUUUUUAAAAAAUAAAAUAAACUGCUUACCUGUUACAUUGACUGAGCAAAAUCCAUAAGGAAAUAUGAUCAUCUGUUCAUUUUAUUUUUGUAAAGCAGAUAGGACAUUUUUAAAAUACCUGGCAAACUGCAUAUAUUCUUGAUAAAAAAAAAAAAAAAAAAACAUGAGAAAUCUCAUAAUGAAUAGUCAGCAGUCAGUCCACCAGACUCUCAGUUUUUUCAGAUUUCUGCAUUAAAAAUGUGCAGGCUGAGAAAUGCAUGUGAGUAGUAAUGCCCCCCCCCCCAACCACUACAUAUCCAAUUUUUCAGAUGCUCAACGUGGAAUAUUUCUAAUAGAAAUGAGAUUUUGUAGGGCAGACCAUAUUUGCAACUAAUGCAAAAGACUAGAUUUCACUUUUUUGUCAAAAUAAAAGCUCAUUCAUGUAGAAUUGGUGGUGUUACUGUUUGUUUUAUGUAGUAGUAAGGUAUUUCAGAUACAGAAUUAUUUUAUGCAACCAUUUCACGAAAAGUAAGAAAUAUUUUUUGUCCUAAUAGCUCAGGGCAUUCAUCAUUUUUCAUUUUUUCCACAGGACUCAGCUGCACAAAUAGGAGCUGUCCUGACCAAAGAGGGACAGGUGGUAACCCUACCACAGUCCUGCAGCUGGACCUUUGCCAUUAUAAGGCAUCAUUUCUUAAAUGUGCAGUGCUACUUUUACUAAAGUUGACACUGUGCUGCUUUGAAUUUUCCUCAAGAUGCGUUUCCUGACAUAAAGUAUUCUCCUCAAAUUGGGUAGUAUAAGUUGGCAUAGCAAGUUUAUUACAUGCAGUUCAUCCCCCUUUGGACUUCUUUUUUGUUAUCAUUCUUCCACUACAGACUGGACCAUAGUGGUGUUAUCCCACACAUUUUAAUUAGGCAAAUUAAACUCUGUAUAAGGACAUUGCUUAUAUUGUACGCACGCUGAAGCCUUUGUUAAGGUGAGAUAUUACUGUAUACACAGGAAUGUAACUUCUAGGAAAAUUAAGCAAGUGACUACAAAUGGGCAAAUGGGUGAGCAAGAAAGGCCAGUUUAUGUAAUCUGCUUCAUUCAUUGUGCCUGUCUCUGAAAGACUUAUUCAUACAACUGUUCUUUGUUAGUGUUAAAAAAAAAAAAAAAAAAAAAGACUUCAUUAAAGUGACAGAAUUCAAAGUUAAGGCGUUGUGCAAUCAGAUUUAGAGUGUGGACAUAAAGGUAGCAUUUCAAAUGGAGGUGAGGCACAAGCAGAUUUAGUAACAUUACAUUCAUUAAGUUCUUCUGCAGGAGUCAGUACAUUUGUUUAGUAGAAGUGGAGGUGUUGUCAGCAUUAGUACUCAGCUUUUUCAGAGUGUAAAUGUCUGACUUGUUUACAGGAGCAUAGCAUAGAAUUUGUGUGACCCAAGUAAACACUGUGACUUGGAGGUGGAUUAUUUCAAAUGACAAAAAAAAAAAAAGUUUAUGAUGGUUAGUGACUUUGCAGAUUUGUUUACAUAGCAAGUUGCAUUCCAUAGCAAUAUCCCCAUCUCCUACCUGCGUGAACAGAUCAGUUCACCCAUUGCUCCAAACAAGUACCACAUACAUAAAAAGGCAGAUUAAAAGAAACUGUGAGUUGACAAAUCUCUUCCUUUUCCCAUUCUAACAUCUCCUGAGGGAGGAAGGGUUGUGGCUGCAGUGAUAUACCUCUGACAAGGUAUUUUAGGUAAUGUACACAUGAUCAAAAUGCUUAUGCUUCUUGUUUAGCUGCUUAUAGUACCCCAACUUGGCUCAGCCAUUUGUUCUAGUUUAAUAUGAGAUGUACAUGAUGCCAAGAGAAGAGGAAUCGAAAGUGCUGACAUUCCUGAUAGUUUGACAUAUUCAUUACGUCUAGGUGAGGUGUUAUAAAGUGAAAGCUGUAGAAAGUAACUGCUCUCCGAUAUGUGAUAUGAAUCACUGAAUAAAGUACUACAUAAAUGAAGAGAGAACCAGUUUGUGGCCAUUAGAAACAGGUUGAGUUUGUAUCAGCUUGCUUCCUUGCCAUUUGUAAAUCCUGGCUAUGAAAAUGUGCCCAUAACAUAUUUUCUUAAAGAUUAUUAUGUAUGUUUAUGUUAAUUUGCAGUUAUGGAGAGCUACUCUGACCAUGUAUUCUCACUGCUUAACAUUUCAGCUGUCAGGUCCUGUAUGGAAUUAUACGAAUGUUGGUGGUGAUUUAUCUUUCUUAUUUCACCUUUAAUGUGGGAUAAACAUAAAGCAGAGGUAAUAAAUGUGUAAUUUGCUUUAUAUCAUAUGUAGGCAGUACCAAGAGGAAACUGCUAGAAUUUGUUAUUUAAGAUUGGGUUUAUCAGAUUGUAUACUGAGGCUUGUAGCUCUCAAAAUAUGUGUACCUUUGUAAAAUUACUAUGUUGUUUUGACAAUCUUAUGUUCAUAUGCCAUUUUGGGGGAAAAAAAAUCCUUGCAACCAUGUUAUGGAUAUAGAGUCCCUAAUUUUUAAGUCCAGUGCCACUGGGUGAUUUUAAGAGGCACUGUUGUAACCUUACUGCUGUGUAAGUUUUUUGUUACAUCUGAAGUAAACCAUUUACACUUAUUAGGUGCUUUCUGCCACCUGAUUCCAGGCAUUGUGAAGGAACAAAACUGACAUUUAUUUGUCCUGAAACAUCCUUUACUCGGGUGUUGUUUUUUCCCUUUCCCUUUCCUUGACACUAGGUUGUCAGCUUUAUUUGUGUUUAGGUAUUGAAAGUUGUAGAAUAUAUAAGUUUUGUUAGUUUGCAUGUACUCACCAAACCCUACUGAGAAGAAAUGUUCAUUAUCAGAAAGUAUUAAAUGCAUAUUGAAUGUAGAAGGUAAGUUUAUUUUCAGUAGUUUACAACAUAGUUAUUUUAAGGCAUAUCCUAAAGUGUCAGAUGUGCAGAUUGGUUGGAGUGAAAUACGUUUUACGUUAUGCACAGCAUUUGGGUGUAUGGUUCAUAUGUUGCUUUAAUGUUUGAUGCCACCUUGGAAGAAAUUAAUUAAAAAACACACCAGGUAUAUAUCACGGAUGGAAAGCUGGAGCAGCCUUUUCAGCCUUUCUUCUCUGGUUUCAUAUCAUAGUCUUUCCCUGUCAUUGAUUUAGAUAUUUGGGUGCCUCCUGCCUUCCCUUUCUGAAAACUGCUGCUUUAGCUAAUUAAAAACUCAAAAUGGAAUUAACACAUUUUUAGUUCGGUUAGUAGAAAGUUAAUUUAGGCAGGACCUAAUUAGCUUAGAUGUAGUGGAGUUUAAUGACAGUGCCUUUUAAAGCAAAGGAGGAGGAACAAGGUCUGAUAAGGGACAUUUCUGCUGUUGUCAAACUAUAGGAGUUAAAAUCCUGUUAAUAUUUGUGUACAGCAUGCUCUAUUUAUGUGUUUCCAUGAGUGGCCAGAAAUUGUUCUGGUUGUAUAGUUGAAAUGUAGAAAAUAUUCUGUAAAUAACUUUAUAAAAAUGUCUGUAAACUUUUGAAAAUCAAUCUUAUUUUAUACUGCAUUCAUCAGAGCUUGUACAAAUAUUAAAUAUGUUUAAAAUACUGUAAUAAAAUUGAUUUGUAUGUAAAUUUUUUUUAAAAGUUUAUAAUUAAAGAUAUGCAGUGUGUGAUAAUUUA